Aptenodytes forsteri (emperor penguin) is the source of this 1128-nucleotide messenger RNA. It is a transcript of the gene SULT6B1, whose product is annotated as sulfotransferase family 6B member 1. Gene Ontology annotation, molecular function: sulfotransferase activity. The record is from RefSeq and is a predicted model, not a curated record. Gene Ontology annotation, cellular component: cytoplasm. Gene Ontology annotation, biological process: sulfation. NCBI's taxonomy places the organism in Eukaryota, Metazoa, Chordata, Aves, Sphenisciformes, Spheniscidae. The transcript has 7 exons.
GUAAGCAUGGCUGAGGAUAAAAAAGCCUUUGUUGAUGAGAUAAAUAAAGCGUUGGCAAAGUCUGAAGGGCUUACCUGGAAGGAUCUGCUGUUCUCCUAUCAGGGGACCCUGUAUCCUGUCACAGUGUGCAGUGCAGAAACGUUCCAAGCCCUGGAGAACCUGGAAGCCAGAAGAGAUGAUAUGGUGCUGGUGUCCUACCCGAAAUGUGGUGUGAACUGGCUUAUCCAGAUUUUAAGUGAUUUGAUAUUUACAACUAUCCAGAGUAAACCUGUAAGCACAGAACUACCAUUUAUUGAAUGUGGAGAUCCAGAUAAAUACCAGAGGAUGAAGCAGAUUCCAUCUCCAAGGAUUUUGGCAACACAUCUGAACUAUGAUUGCCUCCCCAAGUCUGUUUUCAAGAACAAAGCCAAGAUACUAGUGCUGUUUUGAAACCCUAAAGAUACAGCUGUUUCAUUUUUCCAUUUCCACAACAAUGUGCCAAGCGUCCCCAGUUACAGCUCCUGGGAUGAGUUCUUCUCAGAGUUCAUGAAUGGGAAAGUUGGCUGGGGAUCCUAUUUUGAUCACGUGGUCACCUGGAACAAACACACUGAGGAUGAGAAUACUGUGAUCAUAAUAUAUGAAGACCUGAAAGAGAACCUGACUGCCAGUGUAAAGCAGAUAGCUGAAUUCUUUGGAUUCUCCCCAACGGCAGAGCAGAACCAGUCCAUUGCAGACAGGGCCACUUUCCAGGCAGUGAAGGAUAAGGCGCAGGAGACUCAUGGUGCUGUUGGCUCAAUUCUUUUCCGCAAAGGUGUUGUUGGAGACUGGAAAGAUCUUUUCACUGAAGCUCAGAACCAGGAAAUGGAUGCCAAAUUCAAAGUGUGGUUAGAAGGAACUAAUCUGGGAGCGAAGUUAAAAUAUGAUGUGUACUGCAAGGCCUGAACCUCCUUUAGAGAAAAAACUUAUGUCGAGGCUGCUUUUCAUUCACUUUUAUGAAAUAAAACAGAAACCAGGACAAUAUCUGAUUUCAAAAUUUUGAAAAUCCAUGCAAUUUGCAAACCUGUUUCUGCUGUCUUAACUCACACAAGCAAUCCUUGCUCGUGCAGUUAGUAUCAUUGACUUCACUGGAUUCUCUUAAAUGACCUGUAG